Penicillium coprophilum is the source of this 1248-nucleotide messenger RNA. RefSeq names its product fatty acyl-CoA reductase. Gene Ontology annotation, molecular function: alcohol-forming very long-chain fatty acyl-CoA reductase (NADP+) activity. Lineage: Eukaryota; Fungi; Ascomycota; Eurotiomycetes; Eurotiales; Aspergillaceae. The transcript has a single exon. Gene Ontology annotation, biological process: long-chain fatty-acyl-CoA metabolic process. The record is from RefSeq and is a predicted model, not a curated record. Gene Ontology annotation, cellular component: peroxisome. Bases 1 to 1248 code for a protein of 415 amino acids.
AUGUCGUCAGCUUUAAGCGCACAAAUACAAUAUGCCGACGAAGUCGUGCGAGGAGGAUAUGGAAAGAUAUUUGAGGGCCAUACAGUCUUCCUCACCGGAUGUACUGGGUGCCUAGGGGGUUGCCUCCUGUACAAGCUAGCUUUACAACUGCCAACUCGCAAGAUUUUCGUCUUGGUUCGAGGGAACUCCCAGCGGGCUAUUGGAUUAUUGAGAAAAUCGAUGCCAAACCAUACCGAGGCAAUCCUAGCCACAGAGAAAGUCGAAUUCGUGAUUGGAGAUAUGAAAUCGGUGAACUUCGGUAUUGAACCCGAUAUCCUUGGACAACUUCAAGAUCAAGUGACGUUGGUCAUUCACGCAGCAGCCAAGAUCAAACUUGAAGGCCCCAUUCGUGAUGCACUGGAAAGCAACUGCCUCCCUGCGCUGGAAAUGGCACGCGUUGCCUCCGAAUUCCGGCGACUGAAACUACUCAUCCAGAUCUCUACAUCAUAUGUCAACAGCCACCUUCCCGAUGGCCCAGUUCUGGAACGGAUAUAUCAAUUGGGGGGUGAAGAAGAUCCAGAGGAUGAGCUAGCAUCAAUUUUGACGCUGGGCACAUCACCGCACUCGGGCAAAUUCUCGUCUACCUACACCCAAGCCAAGCAUCUCAUGGAACGUCUACUACUCAGCCGCUUCCCUGUGCUUCCAAUUCUACUACUACGGCCAACAAUCUUUGGUCCUGCGUUCAGACACCCCUACCCGCUAUAUGGAUCGGAGGACUCCACGCCUCUCACCAAGUUUACUAGGCUCUGGUUCUCUGACCGGGGUCCCACACAAGUGUGGCAUGCCACCGAAGGGUAUCAAACAGGUACCAAUAUCCUGGACGAAAUCCCUGUGGACCUUGUAGCGAACGCGUGUCUAUUGCACGCAGCAGCGCGGACGACGGGCAUUGUCCAGGUCGGCUCCCAGCUCUAUCACCCGAUUACUUUUGAUGAUGUCUUCCGAUUGGGUUUUGAAAAUGCGACUCCUGCAGUGCAGCAAGAAUUCCCAAAGAUCAUGUUCACCCAAGAUCGCACCAUGCCGCAGUGCUUUCUUGCUGAGUUGAUUCAAGUAGGAACUCGUAACUGGCUGUUCGAUUGCGGGCGGUCCUACUGGCUCAAGCAGGUGAGUGGGCCAUUGAGCAUGGAGGUAUGCAAGCAUGAGGCAGACGCUCUCAAUUUAAUCAGAACUCAUGAUGUCCUCGGGACUGGAAAGGAGAAAGCCCGGAUCUGA